Molecule: messenger RNA, 2389 nt
Organism: Phlebotomus papatasi
Lineage: Eukaryota; Metazoa; Arthropoda; Insecta; Diptera; Psychodidae
Product: probable ATP-dependent RNA helicase DDX43
Exons: 2
Coding region: 252-2180 (642 amino acids)
Molecular function (GO): RNA helicase activity; ATP binding; RNA binding
Source: RefSeq, a predicted model, not a curated record
AAAUUAAACUGUCACUGAAUCGAUUACUUUUGUCGUAUUCAUCGAUUCACGCGUAUCUUCGAUGAGCGAUUGAAGCGCGACUGCGGAAAACCCGAAAAGGUAAAUUUAAUGUUGCAAUUUGAGUCGGAAGCGUAGUUGAAAUUCCCUGAAACAGCAAUUUGAGACAAAAAAAAUAGUACAUAAGGUUGCUGUGAAAAGUGACGACGUAGAAAAAUUAUUGGGAAUACUCGUUUUGUGCAUUUGAGGCAGCAAUGGCGGCUAAUUAUAACGGAAGCCUUAUGGCAGGAACUAGGAAUUUCCCUCCGAGAACUUUCACAGCUAGGAAGUCGUCUCACGGUCCAGAAGAAUGUUUCAGGUAUGAAAUAAACAGUAGUUGCACAGGGAAGGUGAUUGGACGUGGUGGUUCCAAAAUCAAGGAGAUUCAGGAGCAAUGUCAGGUGUUUGUAAGAGUGGACAAAAGCACAUCCGAUCAGGGUGUCGCAGUAGUAGAGAUUAAAGGAGAUGCCAAAGGAAUUGAAUUGGCAAAGAGGAUGAUUGAUGAUACAGUUACCAAUAGGGAUGAGGGACAGAGGGAACAGCGCAGGAUGCCUGAAGGGGGACACAGGAAUUUUCAGAAGUCGGAUCGUCGUGACAGAGGCUUCCAAUCCCACCAAUUUAGCGGCAAUUCACCUUCAAUGCAAUUCCGCAAUACAGAGACUAAGCAAUUUCCAGAAGAUGACUUCACGCCGAUUGAUUGGAAGAGUAUCAAUCAGGCGCAAGAGGAAAAGAGGAAUGAAAUGCUAAAGGCACUUCCACCACUCAUAAAGAAAUUCUAUGAAGUGCAUCCGGAAGUGGCUAGCAUGACUACCGAGCAGAUUGAUGCCUUUAGAAAGGAGAAUAACAAUAUCAUGGUGCAACGUACUUUUGCCAAAGAAAAUGCCCAAAAGGAUGAUAUUCCGAAUCCAGUGAUAAAGUUUGAGCACUGCUUUUCCAAGUAUCCAGACAUUAUGGAAGAAAUCCGGAAGCAGGGCUUUCAGAAUCCAUCUCCUAUUCAGUGCCAAGGAUGGCCAGUUUUGAUGAGUGGAGAGGAUCUUAUUGGAAUAGCACAGACAGGAAGCGGGAAGACUUUGGCCUUUCUGCUUCCAGCUAUGAUUCACACUGAAUUCCAGCCGAUUCCCAGAGGUCAACGAGGUGGUCCUAAUGUCUUGAUCCUAGCUCCAACUCGAGAACUUGCUCUGCAGAUCAGGGAUGAAGUGGCUAAAUAUCACUUCCGUGGAAUGAAAUCUGUCUGUAUUUAUGGCGGUGGGAGUGUGAAGGAGCAAAUUGAGACAGUGGACAAGGGCGUGGAGAUUGUCAUCGCUACUCCUGGACGGCUGAAUGAUCUUGUUGCCAGAGGAACAAUAGAUGUCAGCUCAAUAACUUAUCUCGUACUCGAUGAAGCUGAUCGGAUGCUGGACAUGGGAUUUGAGCCACAAAUUCGGAAGGUGCUGCUGGACAUUCGUCCGGAUCGUCAAACUGUAAUGACUUCAGCCACUUGGCCUCCAGGAGUACGACGUUUGGCCCAGAGCUACAUGAAUAAUCCGAUUCAGGUGUACGUGGGAACGCUGGAUCUGGCAGCUGUUCACACUGUCACCCAAAUUGUAGAAAUUGUGGAUGAAACAGAUAAAUGGGAACGAAUUCUGCAAUUUGUCCAGAACAUGGCCCCCAAUGACAAAGCCAUCAUCUUCUGUGGAAGGAAGGCUCGAGCUGAUGAGCUUGCCAGUGAAUUAUCCAUGAGCGACUUCAAUUGCCAGUGCAUUCAUGGGGAUAGGGAUCAGGUUGAUCGUGAAAGGGCAGUUAAGGAUAUCAAGUCGGGCUACGUGAAAAUCCUUAUAGCGACUGAUGUUGCAUCACGUGGCCUGGAUAUCGAGGACAUUACCCAUGUGGUGAAUUAUGAUUUCCCCAAAAAUAUGGAGGAAUAUGUCCAUCGUGUGGGAAGAACUGGUCGAGCUGGCCGCUCGGGGAUUGCACUGUCCCUUAUAACAAGGAAAGAUUGGGGCUCAGCGGCAGAAUUAAUCAGAAUCUUGGAAGAGGCUUCUCAGGAAAUUCCUGAGGAAUUGCGAAAUAUGGCAGAUCGUUUCAGUGCAAUGAAGGAGCGUAGGGACAAUGAGAGGGCUGCGACUGGAGGUGAUAGGCCCUUCCGGGGCAGACGCAACUAUUAAUAAUUACCAUUUAUACCAACUAUAAUCCCACCUACGGAAUCUCUUAUGCAUUCCAUGCAUUUUCAAAGAUACUGUACAAAAUAUGAAGUAUUUUUCUACCAAGUUUUUUUUUUUGCAAUUUAUAAUCUCAAUAAUGUUGAAUUGAACCUGUGAUUCAAAUGAGGCACAAGUUAAAAUAAAUAUAAUAAAAAAUAAAAUGGGUAAAAUCA